Parnassius apollo (apollo) is the source of this 978-nucleotide messenger RNA. Lineage: Eukaryota; Metazoa; Arthropoda; Insecta; Lepidoptera; Papilionidae. The record is from the annotation of a GenBank genome assembly.
AUGAAUAAUAUCAUUAUCAAACCAUCUUCGAGUCUGAAAGUACUUGGUGUUACUUUUGACACAAAUCUAAAUUUUGUAGAACAUUUAGAUGAAGUUCUCAGAAAAGCACUAAACAUCUAUAAAACAAUAUUAAGAAUAGCAAGAGCCAACUGGGGUCUUAACUCAGAAAUAGUCAAAACGAUAUAUGUAGCUGUAGUGGAGCCAACUAUUCCUUAUGUGGCUAGUGUAUGGGCCACGGUAGCGAAAAAAGAAUACAUGAGGAAAAGAUUAGAACUUAUAACAAGAAUAUUUAUAAUUAAGAUCUGCAAAGGCCACAGGACAAUCUCAUUCACGUCUAGCGUGUUACUAUCAGGAAUCAUCCCUCUGGACUUAAGUGCAUUGGAACAUCUUUCACUCUAUGAAAUCAAGCGAGGAAAGCCACUAACACAACUACCAGGAAGAACCAUAGAAAAACCAAUAAGCCCAUUCUGUUUACCCCAUCCCGCUGAAAGGCCUGACAUCGAGACUUUUCAAAUGAGCCUGUUAGUAGUUAGUGGUUCCAUCUGUUGGAAGCUGAAACCAACUACUAACAACAUAUUUCCUCAUUACACAUCUGUACGAACCAGGUGGCUCUUUCUUGUGGUCCCACUCGUUUCGAACAGAUGGCGCUUUACUGACAACUGUAAUGAUUUCAAGUCUUUUCUGCGCGCUCAGGCUGACCUGCUGGAAUCCCUGGGUUCUGACAGGCCGGAUGAGCAACCGGAAGCGAAUGGAACAAGGAAGGCCUUGGUGAUCGCGUCCUCCCCGGGUCAUGGUACAUCUCCAAAACCAUCCCCUAAACCUAAGGCUCACGCUGUUCCAGCAGCUACAGCAGCUUCAACAGGACUUCUGGCGAAGAUGGUCUCGCGACUACAUCGGGAUCCUACAACAACGUACCAAGUGGCGGAGCUUGAAGGGCCCAGCUCUCUCCGUGGGCACGAUGGUGGUGGUGAAGGAUGA